UAAAGAAGCAUUACCAGCAUGUCUGCCUACUACAGGAACUAUGGGUAUGAGGAAGAUCCAGAUUACCCUGACUAUUCAGGAUCUCGGAACCGUACACGGGGGGAUUUGAAAACUCAGGAUUAUUCAGACUCUCCAGGUGUUUUGAACAACUCAGACAACCCUCGCAUCAGGAGCAGCCCAUACUCUGGAGACUCCAGAACAAGUUCAGACUAUCCCAGGCCUCUAGCAGAACCAGAUUACCCUAGAUCUUGGAGUAAUCCGGAUCAGCCUGGCACCAGAAGCAAUCCAUUCUCUACUGGCUCCAGACGAAGUACAGACUAUCCUGGGUCUCUGGUAGAGCCAGAUUAUCCUGGAUCUCAGAGUAAUCCAGGCUACCCUAACACCACGAACAAUCCAUACUCUGCGGGCUCCAGAAGUUCGGACUAUCCCACAUUUCUGGCAGAGCCAGAUUACACUGGAUCUUGGAGUGAACCAUACCAUCCAGGCUCAUUCAGAGAGCCAGACUACUCUAAAUCCCAACAAAAUUCUGACUUUGCAGGUUCCAGAAGCAGUGGAAACUAUGCAGGCUCCAGAACAGAUCCUGAUUAUCUGGGCUCUUUGGGAGAACCAGACUACCCUGGAGCUCAGGGAAACUCUAACCACACUGGCUCCAGAGAUACACCCAACCAUCCAGGCUCCAGAAGGAAUCCAGAAUUUGCCGGUUCCAGAAUCAAUCCAUACAUAGACACUCUAGGAGAGCCUGAUUAUCCAGGUGCUGAGAAUCAACAUAACUCUCCAGACAUUUUUGGGGAACCAGAUUAUCCAAAGGCUGAGGACUAUCAGACCUCUCCAGACUUUUGGGGGAAGCCUGAUUACCCAGUUGCUGAGGAUGGUCAUGAUUAUGGCUUUCCUGAGACUUCAGAAAUGACUAGAGCGGGGCUCAGCAGAACAUCUUCAGUGCAACCCUCAUUUCGUCAUAGGGGUAAUGAUGGCCCCUUGGGCAUCCUUGAGAGAGAGAAUGAUGAUUACCCUGAAAGCAUUGCAAUGAAAUCCCUGGAGGCGACAAAUCCAUAUGGCCACUCUGUGCCUGGGGAUCCUGGCAGUGGCUACGUGGACCCUGCUUCUGUGGGUGAAAGGAACCCCUACCCAGCUUAUAGAAACCCACCAUUGUCUGGAUGUGACUGGCACAAGUCACCCCAAGGACAAAAGUUAAUCGCAUCUUUGACACCAAUGACCUCUAGAGACAGAAUUAAAGCCAUCAAGAAUCAGCCAAGAACCAUGGAAGAGAAAAGGAACCUUAAGAAGAUGGUUGACAAAGAGAAAAGUAAGCAAUCCAGCCGUAUCCUUGAACUCAACUGCUGUGCUCAGUGUCUGAACUCCAUUUCACGGGCGUACCGGAGGUCUAAGAACAGCCUGUCAGAACUGCUCAGUUACAUCAGUCUGUGGCACAAGACGUUCAAGGUCAUCGGAGGCAAGUUUGGAACCAGUGUCCUCUCCUAUUUUAACUUUCUGAGGUGGCUUUUGAAGUUCAACAUUUUCUCGUUCAUUGUGACCUUCAGCUUCAUCAUCAUCCCUCAGUUUACUGUACUUGAAAAGAACACCCUCCAAUUUACUGGAUUGGAAUUUUUCACUGGGGCGGGUUAUUUUCGGGACACAGUGAUGUAUUACGGCUUUUACACGAAUUCUACGAUCCAACACGGGAGCAGCGGAGCAUCCUACAACAUGCAGCUGGCCUACAUCUUCACAGUCGGAGCGUGUCUGAUCAUCUGUUUUUUCAGUUUGCUAUUCAGCAUGGCCAGGUAUUUCCGGAACAACUUCAUUAACCCCCACAUCUACUCCAGAGGGAUCACUAAACUUAUUUUCUGCUGGGACUUCACCAUCACUCAUGAAAAAGCUGUUAAGCUGAAACAGAAGAAUCUCAGCACUGAGAUAAGGGAAAACCUGUCAGAAAUCCGUCAGGAGAAUGUCAAGUUAACGCUCAAUCAGCAGCUGAUCCAUGUGUCGGCCCACUUGGCAGCCUGGGUCAUCUCUACCGGAGUGGCCGUUGCCUGCUGCACAGCUGUUUAUUACCUGGCCGAGAACAACUCAGAGUUCCUGAAGAACCACCAGAACCCUGGAGCUGUGCUGUUACUGCCUUUCCUUGUGUCCUGCAUCAACCUGGCAGUGCCACGCCUCUACUCCAUGUUCAGGCUGGUGGAGCGGUAUGAGACACCGAGGCGUGAAGUCUACAUCCUCCUCAUCCGAAACAUCUUUCUGAAAAUAUCAAUCAUUGGAAUUCUUUGCUACUAUUGGCUCAACGUUGUGGCCCAGGCUGGUGAAGAGUGUUGGGAAACUCUCAUUGGCCAGGAAAUCUACCGACUCCUUCUGAUGGAUUUUGUGUUCUCUUUAGCUGAUUCCUUCCUGGGGGAAUUCCUGAGGAGACUCAUUGGAAUGCAGUUUCCAACGAGCCUUGGUUUACAGGAGUUUGACAUCGCCAGGAAUGUCCUAGAACUGAUCUAUGCACAAACUCUGGUGUGGAUUGGAACCUUCUUCUGCCCUCUGCUGCCCUUUAUCCAAAUGAUUACUCUUUUCAUCAUGUUUUACGUCAAAAACAUCAGCCUGAUGAUGAAUUUCCAGCCUCCAAGCAAAGCCUGGCGAGCCUCACAGAUGAUGACCUUCUUCAUCUUCUUGCUCUUUUUCCCAUCCUUCACUGGGGUCCUGUGCACCCUGUCCAUCACCAUCUGGAGAUUGAAACCUUCAGCUGAUUGUGGCCCGUUUCGAGGUCUGCCCUUCUUCAUUCACUCCAUCUACAGUUGGAUUGAUAUCCUGAGUAAAAGGCCCAGCUACCUGUGGGUUGUUUGGAUCUACCGGAACCUCAUCGGGAGCGUGCACUUCUUUUUCAUCCUCACACUCAUUGUGUUAAUCAUCACCUACCUUUACUGGCAGAUCACAGAGGGAAGGAAGGUUAUGAUCCGAUUGCUCCAUGAACAGAUUAUCAAUGAGGGCAAAGAUAAAAUGUUCCUGAUAGAAAAGUUGACCAAGCUACAGGAUAUGGAGAAGAGAGCAAACACCAGCUCGUUCACAGUGGAAGGGAGGGACGUAGAGCAAACAAGCCCUUUGCAUGUCAGGGAACAUGAUGCUGCUCAUGACCUGCGAUUUAGGCGAUCAGUUCAAGAAGAGCAUCCAAAGGCGUAAUGUUUAUUGCAACAGCCACACACCGAUCAAAUGAAAAUACAAAGAUGAAACAACUUCUUCCAUGACCCCUGGGCCUUUUGGAGCCUCCCAGGAGGGAAUUUAAGUCUUUAGCCAGGAGUGGAAACUGACCACAGUGUAAAUACUGAAGUAAAUUUGGCCAUUUCCUGCUGGUUUUUUCUACGUGGAUUGCUGAUUUUCCAAGAUAAAAUAUUUGGGAUUUGAAAACAAAGACUGUUGUAACAUUUAUUGUAACAUUUAAUUCCUAGGCCCUGAAUCAAUGGCCUGGGAAUUAUAUAUUUAGUCUUCAAGAGAUGUGCAUAUGAAUUAUUGGUUUUUAGAAAUCUCUCCUCCCAGACCUGGCAAAAGUUUGGAACUGAUGCUGAGACAAGUAGUCCAACCUGAAUAAAAAUGGGAUCCUCAAACAGAGAUGUGAAGUUUCUGAGUUGAGGAACCUGCAUUUGUUCAUGAUUUUGAAUAAAAACAUCCCAUGCUACCCAAAGGUGAGAUACAA
Messenger RNA from Hyaena hyaena (striped hyena), 3664 nucleotides. It is a transcript of the gene TMC5, whose product is annotated as transmembrane channel like 5. The record is from RefSeq and is a predicted model, not a curated record. Gene Ontology annotation, molecular function: mechanosensitive monoatomic ion channel activity. Bases 19 to 3153 code for a protein of 1044 amino acids. Lineage: Eukaryota; Metazoa; Chordata; Mammalia; Carnivora; Hyaenidae. The transcript is spliced from 20 exons. Gene Ontology annotation, cellular component: plasma membrane.